AUGGACAAACGGCGGAUCAGCCCCGCCGGUCGCGAGUCUGCUUCGCUUAAAAUACCGGAGGUUCGGAUACCUACAUUUGAUGGCGCCCUCGAGGAUUGGCAGUCAUUUUACGAUUCCUUCUCGUCAACGAUAGAUCAAAAUGAACAUUUAACACCGGUUCAGAAAUUUUAUCAUCUCCGAUCAGCCCUGACUGGAUGGGCCGCGCGAAGCAUACAAUCAUUAGCCAUCACCGAGUCAAAUUACGCAAUCGCCAUGGACGUUCUUAAGGAAAAAUUCGACUGCCACCGUCAAAUUUGCAUGCGUCACUGGGACUUGAUUUUCGACUAUCCGAAAAUCACUAAAGAGACACCCGAAGCUAUAGACGAUCUUAUCGAGACGGUCAAGGUAAAUCUCCAAGCGUUAGAAAAACUCGGGGAUCCAGUCACGUCAAACGCCGUUCUCUUAAAGCUUUUCACGUCGAAGCUACCCUCAGCCAUCAUUCGCAAAUGGCAACGUAGAUUACCGGACAAGAAAAUGCGCACUUGGUCAUAUACGCACUUGGCGGACCUCGCCCGUUUUUGGGAAAUUGACGAAGGACCGCCCACCGCACACAUUUCGGAAGCGGAACGACAGUGCGAGGAGCACUUUCGAAAUCACGUUCAACGCACCGACGAAGGGCGAUACGUUGUCGGAUCCUCGAAAGCCAUGGCAAUGAAGCGACUCACAUCCCUCUGUCGUCGAUUCCAACGAGACAAACGAUUCGAAGCCGACUAUCACGUCGUAAUACAAGAAUACUUGGAAUUAGGACUCAUGACGAAGAUUACCACGGACCACUGCACGGACGACGGAUAUUUUCUGCCACAUUACGGCGUGAUCAAAGAAUCCAGCCAAACUACAAAACUCCGAGUUGUGUUUGACGGAUCUGCACCAACCACCACCGGAAGGAUCCAGAAAUUCCAACAAAUUUUAUGGCCCAACUCUGAUGGAGAAGUUGACACCUAUCAACUUAACACAGUGACAUUCGGGCUGUCAGCGGCCCCUUAUCUAGCCAUUCGGUGCCUCAAACAACUGGCGGACGACGAGAGACAUCGAUACCCACGAGCGGCGAUGUUCUUACAGCGAGGCUUCUACGUCGACGAUGUUCUCACAAGAGUUGAUACAAAGGACGAGGCACGAUCACUGAGAACGGAGCUCACAGAAUUGCUUAAACUAGCCGACUUAAACAUUCGAAAAUGGGCAUCGAACGAUCGGGAACUGCUACGAGGACUUUCCGAGCAGGACAUAAACGAUAAGCUGCUACUAGGCGAAUCACUGCAAGCGGAAAUUGAAUUACACGGAUUCUGUGACGCCAGCGAAAGGGCGUAUGGGGCAUGCAUUUACCUUCGCACCAUUACUCCGGAUGGUCAUGUCUGGACACGACUCCUCACUGCAAAGUCAAAGGUGGCUCCACUCAAAUCACAAACCAUUCCAAGGCUAGAACUGAGUGGAGCACUUCUUCUCACAUCAUUGGCCACUACAGUCCUUCAAGCCUUACCAAGCAACAUUUCUCGGACCGUUUACUGGACUGAUUCUACAAUCGUUCUACAUUGGAUUAAUACAUCACCCCAUACGCUGAAAACCUUUGUCGCUAAUCGUGUGACAGAAAUUCAACAGAAGACUCACACCUCAGAUUGGCGUCACAUUCCCACUUCCGAUAACCCUGCAGAUCUCAUAUCUCGAGACCAAUCGCUCGAAGACUUCCUGCGACCAACCAUUUGGCAACAUGGACCGGAAUGGCUCCAACAACCCAAAAAAUACUGGCCAACGUGGAACCCAGUACCAUUAACUGAAAUACCAGAGCAGAAGAAUGCAACAUGUCUGUCCGUGACUCCGGCUGACCACAGUCUACUGGAGAGAUUUUCUUCUUGGCUCAAGCUGAUAAGAAUUACCGCUCGUUGUCUCCGAUGGAGACAAAAUCAGAAUCGAGGGAGACCUCUAACCACACAUGAUUUAACCAAUGCGCAUAACAAAUUGGUCAAAUUAUUACAGCUCUGCUAUUUUUCAGAUGAAAUCCGUACUCUCCGAACAGAUCGAAAUUCUGCAGUGAAGGGGAAGCUGCAACGACUCAAUCCAUUUCUGGACAAGGACGAGAUGUUGCGAGUCGGAAACCGAAUCAGUCACUCACCAAUGCCUUUCACUCAGAAACACCCAAUCAUUCUACCCAAAUCCUCAGUUACAGCACUCAUAAUCGAGCAUGAACACCUCCUAAAUCUCCACUCCGGAACUCAAGCUACCUUAUAUGCCUCAAGGAGAUCUUAUUGGCCUAUCGAAGGCCAUAGUCAAGCACGCUGA
Bombus terrestris (buff-tailed bumblebee) is the source of this 2310-nucleotide messenger RNA. RefSeq lists its product as uncharacterized. The coding region runs from base 1 to 2310 and encodes 769 amino acids. The transcript is spliced from 4 exons. NCBI's taxonomy places the organism in Eukaryota, Metazoa, Arthropoda, Insecta, Hymenoptera, Apidae. The record is from RefSeq and is a predicted model, not a curated record.